This is a messenger RNA of Drosophila novamexicana, 3222 nucleotides long. RefSeq names its product putative cyclin-dependent serine/threonine-protein kinase DDB_G0272797/DDB_G0274007. The record is from RefSeq and is a predicted model, not a curated record. Bases 1262 to 2539 code for a protein of 425 amino acids. The transcript has 9 exons. Gene Ontology annotation, molecular function: protein binding. NCBI's taxonomy places the organism in Eukaryota, Metazoa, Arthropoda, Insecta, Diptera, Drosophilidae. Gene Ontology annotation, biological process: cytoskeleton organization.
GAUUUCAAGAUGAAGUUCAAUUUGUACUUAACUUUUAAGUAAUACACAUGUUGGACGUGCACGGGAGCGACUGCCAUUGACACUGCCACGCACGCACACAUGCCAACCCUCAUUGCCUUUCGCACAACAUUCGUAAACAAACACAAUGAAAGCUCCCGUUCAGCCCCAAAGCGCCAGUCGAUGCGGCGCUGUCUCUUCGAGCGCACGUAUUACAGAAAGUAUCUCUCAGAUACCCGAACGCCGACUUUAGUGCGCGCCGUAUGCCAUCUCGCUCUAACACACGCAGCCAGUCAAUACGAAUACCUGUAAACGAGCGCGCCAGUAUAUAUGGGUGUGUGCGAGUGUUUGUGUGAAAAGUCAGCUAGGAAAAUUGUGCAUGAAAAAUCGGAAAAUCUUUGUUAAAACAACAUCACAACACAGGCAAUGAAACAAAGAUAGCGUAUUCAAUUUGUGUCAAAUAACAAAACUCGAACAUUGCACAAACUGAUAUAUCAGAUGUAUACUAAUUUAUAUAUAUAUAUUUCGACAUCAAGUUGUAUAUUCAUUUAACAGACGAAAAAUCGAUCCAAGCGAUGCGAAACAACCAAAAUUUUAAGUCUUUACUGGCAAAAGGAGUGCAAAUAUCAUAAAAUAUAUAUAAAACCAAACGGCUAAUUUCAUUAGUAAAAGUUGUGCAGACAAACGGGAAGAAAGAGAAAUACAGUGAGCGACUAAAAAAGUAUAUUACGUUAAUAGUUUAAAAACGCGCAAUAGUUUAAAGCAACAGACGCUGCAAUACGAUAAAAACAAAAAACAACAACAACAGCAGAAGCAACAAGGCGCUUAGUCAUCCGUGUGAGUUACGCCAGCGCAGUUCCAGCUUUCUGGUAGUACGUAGUGCAAGGCACUGUUUGUACCUGUUCCAUUUGCCAGAUACAAAACGCUGCGCAGGAACUUGUGAAUGUUAAUAAUUGCAGCUCGCCUACGCAAGACGACUACGCCACGCUGCUGAUUUCAAUAAUAGUAGCAACAACAACAAUUAUCGUAGUAACCUGUUGUAUACAUUUGUUGUUCACCUUUCGUUGUCUAAAAACGGUCAAUUCUAAACACACAAACAGACACAAGCCGAGCGAGAGAGAGAGAAAGAGAGAGUCAAAAUUCAGCUUACAUACAAAACAUACAUACAAAAUCAAACCCCGGGGCACACCUGUUUGCAGUCACUGUACUCAAAUAGUAUUUACAUCGUUUGCUAUUUAGUGGCCAACAGAAUUGAAUUGUUAAAAUGUCGCGUCUAACGGAGGAAAUGGUGAUUGCGCGUGCCAAGCAAUCGGAUCUGGGCUUAAUCAAGAAACUAAAUUGCUGGGGCAGUGAUCUCAGCGAUGUUAAUAUAAUCAAACGCAUGCGUGGUGUUGAGGUUUUGGCACUUAGCGUCAAUAAGAUCAGCACCUUGGCACCCUUUGAAGACUGCACUAAACUACAGGAGCUGUAUUUACGUAAAAACAAUAUUCAAAAUAUCAAUGAAAUUGGUUACCUACAAAACUUACCGGCGCUCAAAUAUCUGUGGCUAGAGGAGAAUCCAUGCUGCGAGCGUGCGGGACCAAACUAUCGGGCGAUGGUGUUACGCGCAUUGCCCAACCUCAAGAAGCUCGACAAUGUGGAGGUCACUCAGGAGGAGUUGGACGAUGCCCUACGCAACAGCAGCUCUCAAAUGGCCGAGGAGGAUGUCUAUGAGGAUGCCUACGAGGCCAGGCAGCAGCAACAGCAACAGCAGCGCACAUCUCCCCAGCAAAUACAACAGCAGCAGGCGCAGCCGCCAAGCUAUCCACAGCACUCACCGCAACAGCCAUCCCCGCAGCAGCAGCAGCAACAGCUAACACAGAGGGGUAGUCCGAGUCCCAUGAAAGAGGAACCCGCGCACCCGCCAUCGCCUAAAUAUAAUACCAUUAAUAAAGAGCAACGCACUUCCUUUCAUCAAUAUGAUGAGAGUCCACAUGUUGGCUACAGAGAGACGCGUCCAACGCCCCUCCCGCCUAGCAUAUCCUCACACUCGAUGAAGGUAAACAUCGCAAUAAAAAAGACGAAUGGAUGGAGAAGGAUGGAAUACUAUCAGUCGGAUCGGGUAACUUAUCCGGCGCAUUAUCGUCACAGUCAAACCGAUCUAACCGAAUGGGAGGAGAAUCAGCACCAGGCACCACAGGUGCAUCACAAUCCAUACGGCAGCCAAAUGCAGCUGCAUUAUCCGCAGCGACGCAGCGCGGGCCCCGAGACCGGAGCCGAGCGUUACGCUUAUCGGAAUGGAAGUGCUCGGGAGAAUGGUGGAGAUUGGGAGGUCGAGGAACGCACCAGAUCUAGGCGCCCCGAGGGUCGCUACAGUGAUGCGGUUAGUACAGUUUCGGCCACCGUCAUGAAUCAUUUUGCAGGCUGUCAUCGACGGCCCGUCAAUCGAAACUCCAAUUUACUGUCUGCCACAUUGUGCCUGGUCAAAGAACUGGACUACGGCAGCCUAGAGGUAUUGGAACACGCUGUGCGCUGUCGUAUUGACGAACUGGCGGGCGAAUGAUGAAGACGUGUAUCUAAUCGCAUGUCGAUUAGCUAAUACACUUAAUGGUCUUCGUAGACCUCAGAGUAAAAAUACCAGUUGGAGGAUAGUUGGUAAACUUAACUCAAAGACCAUACAAAAAGACACUCAGCAAUAUAAUGACUCGAAAUUUUCUACUAACAACUUAACGAAUUACAACAACAAAUAUUUAAACUAAACUUGCCAAUUGUAACUGUAAUAAUGUUAACUUUUAUAUGCGUCGGAUAAGCAACAAUUUUUGCUAUAUGAAAUAUACGUAUACGUGAGAUAUACAAUGUACGUAACAUAUGCAUAUGAUAAUUAUAACACAUUGUAAAAACUAAUCAAGAAUUUAUACGCUAUCUUUAAAUAAUUUGAUCGUUAUUCUAGCGUAUUUAGUUUAAUCUUGUUUUCUACACUCGGCAUUGCAAAUGUGUUAAAAUAGCAAUGUAACAAAUGAAAAAAUCGGAAUAACAUUUAAUGCCACACUAGCCUUAUUUUGUACUUAACAAGAAAAAAGAAACUCACGUCUAAGGCGUAAAGCACAAUACUUGCAUCUUCCUUGUUUAAAUAAGUUAGUUAAUAUUUUUAAUACGAGCAUUAUGGGCAUAAUUUUAAAGCUUGCCAAGCCUUUUUGUUAAAUAAUUGUACACAACACAAUUAAACACUAAUACUUAUAUAAACAC